UUCAGGCUUCAACAAUCUUCCCAUAGACAGAGAAGAGAUGGGUUCAGCCACAACCCAAAGAUUGAUUCCUUUCGCAGCAACCCUGAUCUACCUAAUCCUGAUACAUUCAACUCCAGCCAGCUCCUCCCUGGAGAACCGAACAGCUUAUGAGGUUCUUGAGGACUACAACUUCCCAGUCGGCCUUCUUCCCAAAGGGGUCAAAGGCUAUGACCUCAACAUCACUACAGGUUACAUAUCAAAUGGCAAGCUAUCUACCUUGGAGGGUAUUUAUGUCAGGGUGUUCUUCAUGUGGAUGCAGAUAGUAGAGAUCCUCCGGUACGGGGAUGAACUUUUUUUCUCUGUGGGAGUUUUGUUCUCCGUAUUUCCCAUCGACUACUUUGAAGAAAGUCCUCAAUGUGGAUGUGGCUUCCAAUGUGGCGGUGGGCAAGUAAGGAUGCCUAGAAUAAACCCUUUCGUUUCUCCUUACGAAGGGAGUUGAAGACAAACAUUUUGGAGUAUUUAGAAGCUUAGCCGCUGCUCUAUACCUUGUACUGGAAAUCUAAGCCAUCCAGAGUUGGAUGCUGGAUGGCAACACAAGUUUCAAUAGUGAAGACUAUCUAUAGGUUUAGCAUUGAUGGAAGAAAAGUGGGGAGCGAGAUGUAAACAAAAUGAUGUUUUUUAUUCACAUAUAUAAGUUAUUUAAAAGUUUGGUUGAUUUGCUUU
Messenger RNA from Vitis riparia (riverbank grape), 702 nucleotides. RefSeq lists its product as uncharacterized. The record is from RefSeq and is a predicted model, not a curated record. NCBI's taxonomy places the organism in Eukaryota, Viridiplantae, Streptophyta, Magnoliopsida, Vitales, Vitaceae. The coding region runs from base 38 to 478 and encodes 146 amino acids. The transcript has 2 exons.